Aphidius gifuensis is the source of this 676-nucleotide messenger RNA. RefSeq lists its product as uncharacterized. The transcript has 2 exons. The record is from RefSeq and is a predicted model, not a curated record. NCBI's taxonomy places the organism in Eukaryota, Metazoa, Arthropoda, Insecta, Hymenoptera, Braconidae. Bases 169 to 546 code for a protein of 125 amino acids.
GAUUAUUAACCAGUUUUAUAUUUUGUUUAUCAUUUGACUAUUUCCCAUAUCACAUGAAUAAUGGAAAUUUUAUAAAACUAGUCAUUAUAUAAACUCGAGUUACUGGAAUAAUCAUUUCAAAUAUAAAAUAAUUAUUGAACAGUAAAGUUUGUUGAAAAAGAAAAAACAAUGAAGACAAUUUUAUUUGUACUAUUUUUGCUUGGAGUUGUGAUGAUUCAAGUCCAAAGUAAACAAGCAAGUGUUGAAUCAGAUGAAGAAAAUAACAUGUCAAUUGUUGAUACAGCUUUUGGUGAGGGUGAUGAUAAUGAGGCUACUGAUGAUAAUGAAUGGAUUGAAUGUGGUGAAUAUGAAGUUUAUAGUCAAUGUAAUGCUAAUCCAAUUUGCCAAAGAACAUGUGAGACACUUGGUAUUGAUGAUAUACCUUGUCCAAAAACAGCAGAGACAAAAUCAUGCAUUGGAGGAUGUAUUUGCCAAGAGGAUUAUGUCAGAUUUGAUUAUUAUGGUCAAUGCAUUCACAACAACAGGUGUCCACGAGUUAGACAUUGAGUCAAUUAUUAAUUAAAAUUGUCGUCAAUUUAUAUGAUUAUAUGCAUGUGCUAUUGUUUAAUUAUCUUUUGUUAUUUUUCAUUUUUUUUCUUUUUAAUUUUCACAUUAUUAAAAUGAAUUAAUAACUAAA